UCAUUAGCCAGGUUGUCGGGUGUAAAAUAGCAUCACGCAACAUUAAAACACACGCAAACCCUGAUGGUGCAGCGUCGAUAAAAAAAAAUAACUCAACUCGAAAACGUCAUUUGGCCUCAGAAGUAUUUUUCUCCAGGAAAGUCGUGACCGGAAACCGUCCGUCGUUCCGGCCGCCUUGACGCCGGUCACCUUUCCGUGAUCCCGACCCCCCCCCUUCCAGCCAAUCAGCGGCCGCCGGAGACGCAGCGGCGGCGAUAGCUGCGCACGGGAGCGGGCGGCAGGAACAAAGAAGAGCCGCUCCGGUCGCGCGUGUUGAAAAGGACCCGUCGGUUCGCUCCGUUCAGCGCGGACGACGUUUCCGCUUCUUCGCCGCGGGGGUUUGGCGCUUGGCUUCGCGGGCGGAGGCUCUCAGUUCCCCCGGUGAGGGUGGAGGAAAGUUGGCGUCGUGAGACGUUUUUUUUUUUUUUUUUCUUCUUCUUCUCUUUUUUUUUCUUUGGUCGGGUCGCCUUUCUCGAAACCCCCUUUUUUCAGAUCGCGUGUUUACCCGUUUGGAUUCGCUGGUGGCGAGAGGUACCGAGAGGAGUUCCCUCCGGCUGCCGGGACCCACCGUGUCCCCACUGUGCUCAUGAGGUAACGUCCGGACCUAGUGCCCCCCUCAUUACCACCCUCAGCCCUCCCCCCCGCCCCCCCUCCGGCCUCUCCACCCCUCGGACCACCAUGGGCCAGAAGAUCUCCGGCAGCAUCAAGUCGGUGGAUGUGCGCGGCGAGCCCUCGUAUCGGCCGGUGCGCCGCGAGCUGCGGGGCCCGGAUUUCUGCCGCCCCCCCCGGCUGGACCUGCUGCUGGACAUUCCGGCGGCGAGCCCCGAGGCCCAGCUCCGCCACGCCUGGAACCCCGACGACCGGUCGCUCAACGUCUUCGUGAAAGAAGACGACAAGCUGACGUUCCACCGCCACCCGGUGGCGCAGAACACGGACUGCAUCCGCGGCAAGGUGGGCUACACACGGGGGCUCCACGCCUGGACGGUCCACUGGCCGGCCCGACAGCGGGGCACCCACGCCGUGGUGGGCGUGGCCUCCGCCGAGGCCUCUCUGCACUCGGUGGGCUACACGGCGCUGGUGGGCGCCGACUCCGAGUCCUGGGGCUGGGACCUGGGCCGCAACAGACUCUACCACGACGGCAAGAACCGGCCGGCCUCCGCGGCGGCGCCCACGUACCCCGGCUUCCUGGCGCCGGACGAGUCCUUCGUGCUGCCGGACUCGCUGACCGUCGUACUGGACAUGGACGAAGGGACGCUGAGCUUCAUGGUGGACGGACAAUAUCUGGGUGUGGCCUUCAGGGGCCUGAAAGGCCGGAGACUGUUUCCCAUCGUCAGCGCCGUGUGGGGGCACUGCGAGGUUUCUAUUCGCUACGUCAACGGGCUGGAUCCGGAGCCCCUCCCCCUCAUGGACCUGUGCAGACGAGUAGCUCGACUGGCUCUUGGCAGAGAGCGCAUCCAUCACAUCGACGGCCUCCCGCUGCCACAGACGCUGAAGAACUACCUCCAGUACCAGUGACCCCCCCCCCCCCCCACACACACACACACACACACACACACACACUGCGAUUAGGGGGGUGGGGGUCUCCUCUGAGGCGUCGCGUUUUUAUCUUCUGGUUUUGUUUCUUUUUCUUUUUUAAAGCCGGUCAAUGAAACGAGGGACGAACGAAGACGCCGUCUUUUCUGCACGCGCUGCUUCUGAGACCAUGCUUCCAACAACACAGCGGGCCAUGUGGGGGGCCGGGGGGGGGGCUGUGUUGGUGGGUACACAUGGAUAACACAGUGUUUCAUGUGUACACAAACACACUCUGCUGUCUUCAGUUGACAAGCAGGUGGUUUCCACCAGACCCCCCCCCCCUCUCCAGAUCUCUGGCUCCUCAUCACGUGCUGGUUUGAUUUAAGCCUCCAGCAUGUUUGAACGGGGGGGUGUCGCCUCUCUGGCUACUGUUAGAUUACGAUUCAUCUGAAGAUUGAAGCUGUGUGUUUGUGCUCUGUGAGACGGACACACACACACACACACACACACACACACACAGAGUACAUGUCAACACCUCUGGUAUGUCUCGCCCCCCCCCCCCUCCCCUCACACACACAUCAAGUUUUUAAUGCUGCUUUCCAUCUUUUUAUUCCACCGUUUUACACCGGUGUGGGUUUUUUGGGGGGUUUCAUGAGAUUUCUUUAGUGUUUACGUUCUUUUCUUCAUUCCGCGGCUCGUGAGGUUUGUGGGUCUGCGGGACGUCGGCUCGCGGUCAGAAGUGUAAAGAACAACAAGUCCAAUGUGCCGCCAUGAGAAUUUUUAAAAUGUGAAUAAAGAAACUCUGCUGAA
Molecule: messenger RNA, 2361 nt
Organism: Gasterosteus aculeatus aculeatus (three-spined stickleback)
Lineage: Eukaryota; Metazoa; Chordata; Actinopteri; Perciformes; Gasterosteidae
Product: SPRY domain-containing SOCS box protein 4-like
Biological process (GO): intracellular signal transduction; proteasome-mediated ubiquitin-dependent protein catabolic process
Cellular component (GO): SCF ubiquitin ligase complex
Molecular function (GO): protein binding
Source: RefSeq, a predicted model, not a curated record